Pleurotus ostreatus (oyster mushroom) is the source of this 3525-nucleotide messenger RNA. RefSeq lists its product as uncharacterized. The transcript has 13 exons. The coding region runs from base 1 to 3525 and encodes 1174 amino acids. NCBI's taxonomy places the organism in Eukaryota, Fungi, Basidiomycota, Agaricomycetes, Agaricales, Pleurotaceae. The record is from RefSeq and is a predicted model, not a curated record.
AUGCCAAAGGUAAAAAGCCACCAUGAUUAUUUCAAUGAGCAGGCAAUAGCACGCCAACUCAGACAAUUUGCCGGAGGAAAGGAAAUAGAUCUCCCUCUAUCUUGGCGCGCAGUGGCAGUUGGCCAGAUUGGUAAUGUUUUGCGCCGCGCUUAUCAAAACAUUGUUACCCUCCCAGUGACUGCAGACGAAUUAAAUACUGCCUCACAUAAACAGCGCACAGUGCUCCUUCAAGAUGUGAAGCUUGGGCGGGUGACCAAGGCCACUGUGGUUGUAUCAAGAGAUGAAAAGCCCUUGAUCAUAUAUCUCCCCCACGCCGUUGCAAAACAUGUAGAGCGAAAAGCAAUGGUGGCCACCUCGGGCAUUGAUACCAUCCUAGCAAAAGGAAUGAAAUCCAAAGGCAAUUGGCGGAGUUGCCGAGAAAGAUUCAAACCUUCUGGUAAAUUGCCUAUUGGCCAGGAGGCUUUUUCGGGUGGCUGGUAUGCCCAAGGACAUGCAAACAGCAAUGCUCUUCCACGCCCAUCAGUGAGCCUCCGUAGCGCUAAGAACUCGGGUGCUACGGAGCGGUGGCUCAAAGAAACUGCAACUCUCAACAAGAGCAUCAACCUCAUUAUGGGAGCAGUGCAUCCAGACUCCUAUCGUGCUGGAGUCAAAGCAUUGAAUGGUAUGCGCACCAGGGCUCCGCCAGACGACAUUAAAUGGGCGGAACUUUGGCAGCCAGUGGCUACAGCUAUGGCUGUUGUCUCCAAUGGCACAAGCCUGGCACAUUUUGACUCCAAGGGUGAUGUCAAACAAUUUGACGCAUUGACUAACCUUGGUGCAGACCAGGUUGAGCUUGGGUUUCCAGACCUGGGUGGUAGCUUCCACUAUCAUGGUGGUUCGGUGGUUCUCUUCUCUGGGAGGCUCUUCAAGCAUGAGUCCUGGGAUGAUGGAUUCUUCAAAGAUUGCAGCUUGGAUGAACUGGGCAUUGUUCUCUAUCUUGGCCAUGCUGGUGAGCGUUGUCCAGCAGCCAAUGGGGAACCUGACACUGCUGAUCCUUUUACCCUGGACCCAAGGCACCAAUCCAUGGUUUUUGUGCAUACCACUGGUAUAUAUUCUAGAAAAGUGGAAUGGUGUCAGUGCGAAAACCACAAGAGUCAUUAUACCCAGCUUCUGCAAGCCAGAUUAUUCCCCGCUACAUCAGAUCGACCAUCAACUGCAUUCACUUUUGAGGUUCUGGAUGAGCUUCAUCUCCAACGUAUAGAAUGCAAAACUGCAUCUUCAAACUUCUACAGUUUGCUUCGGAGGAAGACGGAUUUCAAUGCUCCAUUAGAUGUUCCGGACCGCUCAAGGGAGAUAGAGCGCGUUUCACGGUGCUACCGUGAUCUGUGUAGCAGGCUGAAAACUGGUUGUUGGGGCGAUGAAGACAACACCCCAGGGCAACAAGCGAUAUUCUGCCCAGCAUGCCCUCAACCGGGUAUCAAUGUGACAAGCAAGACAUGGAAUGCUGCCACUGAUCCUGACUGGCUGCUCUCUCCAUUGCUGGUGGCCGAUGGCAACUUCAAGUUUGAUCACCUGCAGCUGAAAAAUCCUCAAUCUGAUGUCACCCUUCGCGACGGCACUGGGUUUCUGGUCACUACUAGCACCUACGAGAACCACUUGGAUGUCACAUCUGGGACCCAAGAGAAAUCAAACUGCUCCAAUCACAAGGCAGUAAAUCAGGCAUCACGGCCACGCAAACAUGUGGACAACACUGGUAUUGGAGCAAUCGCCUGUGCAAGGCAUGGCUUCUUUGUUCCACACUCAAUCGUCAAUUUUAAAAAGGGAGAGCAACAGAAGAACAUGGACUUUGCACUCUCUGAGGCGAUGAAGUUUUUUACCAGCCUGAAAAAGGAGCCAUUGCAACCCGCCAUUACCGUCAUCUAUGAUGUCAUGUGCCAGUAUGGUGUUCAUUUGGAACAACGCCUAGAAGAUGGUCCCUUUUUAGAGAAGCCAACAAUGCCGAUUCAGAAGGCCAUUGGUAAAUUUCAUCUUGGAGCACACGUUGACUCUUGCUUUUCUAAAUUCAGUCUGAACUUUCUUCGCGGUGCCGGGCAUACAGAUGGGGAAGUUUUGGAGACAUUAUGGGCUCCACUAAACAAGAUCGCUGGAAGUACAAGAUCUAUGACGUUGGCCCACCGACAGGAAGUAUUGGAUGAUUGUGCUUAUGACUCUAACUGGAAGAAAAUAACCAAUCUAAUUCCAUCUCUGAUAAAGAAGUGGAAGCGUGCCGAAACAUCAUUUGCCAACAUGAAAGAGGCUUAUGAGGAUCUUAGAUGCCGGUUGACAGAGGAUGAUUUAGAGUCAUGGAAUUCUCAGGCGGAGCAAGCAUCUUUGCUCCGUGGUAAGGCUUUGGAAAUUUAUGAUGUAAAGACAGAACAAAAUCCAUUGGUGGCUGGUGUUCGGUUGGAAAUGGUGGAAAAAGAAUUGGUUAAUGGUGCUUACCUUUUAGGUGGUGCAGCGUUCAUCACCAAAGGCCUAUCAUUGGAAGAGGCACAAUACAAACUACGUGUGUUCAUUAAAUCUGUUGGAAACUUUCCUACCAUCCCACAGAAAAACACUAUUGCCGAUAAACGGAGGAUUAUGAAAAGGAACAUAGAACAGCAUCGCCGGCAGGGCGAAAAGUUCAUGGGGUUGGGUUCUGUUGGGGAUAGUGAUUCUGGUGACGAAAUGGAAGAUAGUGAUAGUGACGAGGGUGAGGAGGAUGGGAAUGAUGAAGAUGGCUACAUGCCACACGUAGGCUCUUCAAAUGCAGACUGCAAAAGCAUUGGGCAAACACCAGAGCAAAUGGGCAUUUGCUUUCCUUCGUCCUUCACAGCCGAGGAGCGGGUUCGGAUGGGGUGGACAAAACUAGCAGAACAGGAAGUCCAACUUCGGGAAGCACAGAUCAAUGAUGCACUUCACGAUCUCCGGAUAUCCCUUGGCGAAAAAUCACUUCGAUUUCGAAAGGUCUUGCGCGGUGAUCGGUCACAAAAACAUGUCACAAGAGCAUGGAGUGGCAUCAAUACUUACGACGCCAGAGCCAAUCUACAGGUGGAUAUAUAUGAGGGAGCGGUAGAAGCAUUAAAAAGGCUAGGUGCAGGAAACAAGUGGAAACCCAUUAACAGGGACAAGGAUCUGCAGAUGAAAGGUGACGUUGAACAUCCCAACAGAAUUGGUCAAUCAUCCCACAGUUUGGCUUGGUUCUGGAGGCUUCAGAGUGCUGAGAUCUCAGAAGAGGUUGAGGACAGCCCAAUGAUGAAAGAAUUUUACCGGAUCAAUUACCUCCGAGCAAAGGCCCGAAGAGAUCGAUGGGAGGAGGAAUUGAUACUGUUGAAGAAGGAAAUCUCAUGGGCUCUGGAGUGGUUUCAGUAUCAGUCGGAUAAGUGGAGCAAAAUGGCAGAUACUGAGGCAAGUUGUGGGCUGAUUGCCUACUGUCGUAAGAUGGCAUUUGUAUGGAAAGAGUUCAGAAGAAGGGGAAGGGAGGUUGUGCAGGAUAGUGGAUGUGUUGAGCUUGCCCAAGCUAUUUGA